This is a messenger RNA of Rangifer tarandus platyrhynchus (Svalbard reindeer), 1041 nucleotides long. The record is from the annotation of a GenBank genome assembly. Lineage: Eukaryota; Metazoa; Chordata; Mammalia; Artiodactyla; Cervidae.
AUGGCAAUGGUAUCUGAAUUCCUCAAGCAGGCCUGGUUUAUUGAAAAUGAAGAGCAGGAAUACAUUAAAACUGUGAAAGGAUACAAAGGUGGUCCUGGGUCAGCAGUGAGCCCUUAUCCUACCUUCAAUCCAUCCUCGGAUGUUGAGGCCUUGCAUAAAGCAAUCACAGUUAAAGGUGUGGAUGAAGCAACCAUCAUUGAAAUUCUGACUAAGAGAAACAAUGCACAGCGUCAGCAAAUCAAAGCAGCCUAUCUGCAGGAGAAAGGAAAGCCCCUGGAUGAAGUUCUGAAGAAAGCCCUCGUCGGUCACCUUGAGGAAGUUGUUUUGGCUCUGUUGAAAACUCCAGCCCAGUUUGAUGCUGAAGAGCUCCGUGCCGCCAUGAAGGGCCUUGGGACUGAUGAAGACACUCUGAAUGAAAUUCUGGCAUCAAGAACUAACACAGAAAUCAGAGAAAUUAACAGAGUCUAUAGAGAAGAACUGAAGAGAGAUCUGGCUAAAGACAUCGCCUCAGACACAUCUGGAGAUUAUGAGAAGGCUUUGCUUUCUCUUGCUAAGGGUGACCGAUCUGAGGAGCUUGCUGUAAAUGACGACUUGGCUGAUUCAGAUGCCAGGGCCUUAUAUGAAGCAGGAGAAGGAAGAAAAGGGACAGAUGUGAAUGUGUUCACUACCAUUCUUACCACCAGGAGCUAUCCCCAUCUUCGCAGAGUGUUUCAGAAAUACUCCAAGUAUAGUAAGCAUGACAUGAACAAAGUUCUGGACCUGGAGUUGAAAGGUGACAUCGAGAAAUGCCUCACAGUUAUUGUGAAGUGUGCUACAAACAAGCCAAUGUUCUUUGCUGAGAAGCUCCAUCAGGCCAUGAAGGGUAUUGGAACUCGUCAUAAGACACUGAUCAGGAUUAUGGUUUCCCGCUCUGAAAUCGACAUGAAUGAUAUCAAAGCAUGCUAUCAGAAGUUGUAUGGCAUCUCUCUCUGUCAAGCCAUUCUGGAUGAAACCAAAGGAGAUUAUGAAAAAAUCCUGGUGGCUCUCUGUGGAGGAGACUAA